AUGAUGAUCUCCGCGUACUUGUUGGGCUGGCUCUUGGCAUUCAUCGGGGUUUUCACACAGGCCGCUGACCUCAGGCAAAACUAUCCAACUUGUAAGUUUGAUUUUUGAUGAUUUUGGGGUUUUUUUCCAUUUUUUUUUUGGUAAUUUGAAUAUUCAAAUUUUUUAUUUUUAUGAGGGUAAAAAUUAAUUAUAAUUAAUUUUUUGAGUGUUUUAAUCAAAAUUUUUAAUUUUUAAUUUUUUUUUUGAUUUUUGAAUAGUCAAAUUUUUUAUUUUUAUUUUUUGAAUAUUCAAAUUUUUUAUUUUGAUUUUUUGGAUAUUCAAAUUUUUUAAUUUUUUUGGAUUUUUUUACAUUUCAAAAACUUCAAAUUUUCAAUCUAACUAUUAAAAAAAUAUUCUCAACUGUUCUAGAAAGGAUUAGGAACAGAAAAAUGUAACAUUUCACCUAGUAGAUUAGCCAAAAACAAAGCAGAUUUAUGCAAAAAUACAAUGCAUUUUCUCGGAUUUUAGAAGUGUAGCUUAUCUUGUCUGUAUGUGGAAGAUAAACAUAGUAUAAGGUCAUGGCUUUGGUAGUGGCAAUUUUAGGAUUAGCUGAAAAAAUCCAUGAUGAAAAUCAUGAUUUUUAGUCCAACUAUGGAUUUUUUCAACAAAAAAUCGGUGAUUUUUCAAUGAUAUAACGCAUUUUUAUAGUUUUGACGGGAUAUUAACUCAAUUUCGGACUUUUCUCAAUAAAACGUGGUAUUUUACACCCUAAUCUGUAAGGCAAUAUUCUGUUAUUAUGAUUUGGAUUCCAAUUUCUAAUCCGUUUUCGCAUCCCCUACCGUAGUCGGAAAGGACACGGGUAAUCGUCGGAUUUGCCGGCCCUACGAACGGUUUAAAAGGCAUUUCACAUGGCUUACUAGGCUAAUCUUUUAAACAAUUCCAAAUUCAUCAUUUCUCUGAACAAACACAGAGUUGAAAAUUGGGAAGACAUUCUAUAAAAGUCAUGAUUUACCUGUUAGACUGCUCUUUUGACCUCCAACCUUCUUUCAGAUACAGACGCAGUAUUCGGCGAGCAGCCGGCGGAUCCAUCGUUCCUCAGCCGCUCACCCUACUCCACUCUCUACUACGCGAACGACAAUCCCCAGGCCCAAGCGCCGGCGCAGCUGCUGGGUGCGGAAGCGGCGAUACCCGGCCAAAAACGGGCCUACAUGCGGCUGGGGAAGCGCGCCUACAUGAGGUUGGGGAAGCGCGCCGAUCAGCUGCAGGAAAUGAUGGAAAAACGGGCGCGGCUUCGUCUCGGCUAA
Messenger RNA from Bursaphelenchus xylophilus (pine wood nematode), 1283 nucleotides. The record is from the annotation of a GenBank genome assembly. Lineage: Eukaryota; Metazoa; Nematoda; Chromadorea; Rhabditida; Aphelenchoididae.